AUGUGUUUCCCGUUUGCCAAGAACGGGCAGAAUGGCACAGGCGGCGGCAAGCCCAAGAAGCCGCGAAGGAGACUGUCGUGGUCGACUAGUUCGGAUAGGUCGUACCAGUUGAGAGGCAUGCACGAGCCUCCCCCAGCCCCCGAAAGCAUCACCUUCCACUCCGAUUCCGAGAAAUACGACGAGCUGCCUGAAGUCUUUCCUCCCGUCGUCCACGCGAAAGGAUACAGCCUCACCCGCGGUAACACCAUGACCGGCACCAAAAAGUCGACAGCGUCGAGCAAGUGGGGAUGGGGCCGUAAAGAUAAAGCACUCGAUAAAGGCAAGGACCGCGAGAAGGGCGGCCAGUGGGACGAGCACGGCGACGAACACGAGCACGACGACCGCCGCUACCCGAGUGACGACGAGUUCGACCCGGACCAGCCCAUCCGCAACCCGAACCGCUCGCUCUCCCUCAGCCGCCGCAACACCCACUCCUCUGCCCGCCGCGACCCCGCUGCUGGCGGCGAUGGCCCCCAUCGAAGCAACUCGAGGGCGACCCAGGCGAGCAAGUUUAGUCAGCGCUCGCAUGAUUCGCAGAGGACGUAUGCGUCGAGGCGGAGCCAUGAUAGUCAGCAGUCGUAUCAGAGCCAUGGCAGUGGGAGUUCGGCGCCCAAACCGCGGCCGCCGCUUAUGCCCCAGGACUCGACGAGUACCCUUGUGGGCAGUGCGUAUGAGAGGAAGGUGAAUGAUGUUGAGACGAUUAGGGAGAAACCCGAUACGACGGAUAGGUUGGAGGAGUUGAGGAGGUUGAUGGAUAAGGAUAAUUUGGAUUAUUACAUCGUACCGAGUGAAGAUGCGCAUGGAUCAGAGUAUGUGGCGUUUAGUGAUAAACGGCGCGAGUAUAUCUCUGGAUUCACGGGAACGGCGGGUCAAGCCAUCAUCACCCGCAACAACGCCUACCUCAUCACCGAUUCUCGAUACUGGGAGCAAGCUGAGGAACAAGUCGACCAUAACUGGACUGUCAUCAGGGCUGGAGCGCCCAACGAACCCAAGGAUUGGAUCGAGUGGCUUUUGAGCCGCGUCCGCAACUCACGUAUAGGCCUCGACGCCCGUAUGAUCUCGCACGAGAAGGCGACGUUGAUCAACUCCAAGUUGUCGAGUCUUGAUUCGAAGCUGGUGUACCCGCCACAGAAUUUGGUUGAUUUAGUGUGGAAGGAUAAGCCGGAGAAGAGUAAAGCGAGUGUGUAUAUCCAGCCUAUCGAGUUUACAGGCAAGGAUGCAAACUACAAGAUUGCGAAAGUGAGGGAGUGGAUCAAGGCUCAGCCUCCUACUACACUUCCCUAUUCGAAGAGGGAGCCGACGGAGAAGGAUAUGCAGGUUGGCACGUUGAUCACUUCGUUGCCUCAAAUUGCCUACCUCCUCAACCUCCGCGGUGCCGACAUCCCUUACAACCCCCUCUUCCACGCCUACCUCUACAUCGGCCUCACCACCGCCGUUCUCUUCCUGGACAAAGCCAAAGUCGUAGACGAAGUCGCUUCAUACCUGUCCUCCCUCUCCGUCGAGCGGCGUGACUACACCGACCUUUGGGCUUUCCUGCGUAAAAGGGAGUAUGGGGUUGGUAGGGUGCUGAUUAGCCCCCAGACGAGUUAUGCGAUUAGUUUGAUGUUGACGAGUAGUCAUUAUACCGUUGUGGGGAGUAUGGUUGAGCAUAUGAUGAGUGUUAAGAAUGAGGUUGAGGUUGAUUGUAUGAGGAGGGCGUAUUUGAGGGAUGGGGUUUCUUUUGUCCGCUUCCUAGCCUGGCUCGACCAAAAGCUCUCCCAAGGCUACGACAUUACCGAAUACGAAGCUGCCUCCCGCCUUACCGAGUUUAGACGCAAAUCGAAGAAUUUUAUGGGUUUGGCGUAUGAGAAUAUUAGUGCUAGUGGGCCUAAUGCUGCGUUGCCGCAUUAUGUUGCGAGGAAGGGGACGGCGAGGAUGAUUGAUCGGGAGACGCCUUAUUUGAAUGACUCGGGCGGACAGUACCGCGAUGGUACUUGCGAUACGACUCGGACGUACCAUUUUGGACGGCCUACGAGUGAGCAGAUCGAGGCGUAUACGAGGGUUUUGCAGGGGCAUCACGGAACAGGGCACGGAUUCGGUUCCUUCCUGACUGUCCACGAAGGUCCGCACAGUUUUUCGAGUAGUGUUCCGUUGGUUCCUGGGCAUGUUAUUACGAAUGAGCCUGGGUUUUAUGCCAAGGGCAAGUGGGGGAUGAGGAUUGAGAGUGCGUUGGUUGUUCGGAGGGUUAAGACUAAAGGCGAAUUCAAUGGUGAUAUUUGGCUUGGAUUUGAACGGCUUACGUGUGUGCCGAUUCAGACGAAGAUGGUGAAGGAGAGUAUGUUGACGAAGGAGGAGAAGCAGUGGUUGAAGGACCAUAAUCAACGCUGCUGGGAGAAGCUGUCGCCUCUUCUCAAGGACGAUAAGAGGGCGCUCAAGUGGUUGAAGCGUGAGUCGGAGAGGGGGAUUGGGUUGGCUGCUGCCCCUGGUGGUGUGGCUAUUGAGUGGUCUUGA
Molecule: messenger RNA, 2529 nt
Organism: Coprinopsis cinerea okayama7#130
Lineage: Eukaryota; Fungi; Basidiomycota; Agaricomycetes; Agaricales; Psathyrellaceae
Product: aminopeptidase-P
Exons: 12
Coding region: 1-2529 (842 amino acids)
Source: RefSeq, a predicted model, not a curated record